AUGAACUCCAUUGGUUUCUAUAGAUCAUUUUCUGUCUCUGCCACCAUAUUGGCAGAGAGAUUAUCACCAAAAUGGGCAGCAAAACAAAUCGUACCUGAAAAUGCAUCACGUUCCAAAUUAGCCAGUUUGAAAAGAAAGGAAAAAAGAUGGAAAAGACAAAUCAUCAGAGAUAUCAAUAAUUUCAAACAACACAAAUUAAAGAACAUUCAAUUUAAAGUUGAUCCAGUUUUAGGUGAUGCCAACAACGGUUUCAUCAAACGUGUGAAUCAAGAAAUCCAAGAUUUAUCUAAUUUAUCAUUUGGUUACAAAAGAGAUGAAGUUGAAAAGUUAUUAUUUGGAGUAGAAAAAUCCAAUUUAAACAUGAAUUUAAACUCUUCCGGAAGUGUUUAUGAUAAUUUAAUCAAAGCAGAAGAAAACAAAAGGAAGUCUGUGUUGACCAUUCUUAAUUUAAAGAAUUCUAACAACAAGGAAAGAAAGAAAAUUGCUGUUGAAAGAGCAGUACAAGAAUUUGCCAGAAAUGAAGGUGACACCGGUUCACCAGAAGUUCAAGCAGCUGUUUUAACUGUAAAGAUCCAUUUAGGUAUGCAACAUGUUAAACAAAUGUUCAAAGAUAAAGUUCAUAUUCAACAUGUCAGAGAAUUAGUCCAACAAAGACAAAGAAUCCUUAAAUAUUUGAAGAAGACCAGACCUGAAGAUUAUUUCUAUUGUAUUGAAAAAUUAGGUUUAACUGAUGAUGUUAUAAUAAGAGAAUUUAAUAUGGAUAAACAAUACUUCCAAGAUUAUAAGAUCUGGGGUGAUAAGAAAUUGAUCAAAUUGAGUGAAAAACAAAAGAAGAGAGAAGAGAAAUAUACUGCUUUGGAAAAGAAGAUCACUGAAUAUAAUGAAUUAGCCAAAAAGAAAUAUGAUCUUUUGUCAUAG
Molecule: messenger RNA, 918 nt
Organism: Yamadazyma jaroonii
Lineage: Eukaryota; Fungi; Ascomycota; Pichiomycetes; Serinales; Debaryomycetaceae
Source: the annotation of a GenBank genome assembly